AUGCCGCCGCACACGUUCGAGUCGCCUGCGAAGAAGCAGAGCAAGUGGUCGUCCCAGGAGGAUUCCCUCAUCAUAGAACUCAGGGGCAGCGGCAUGAAAUGGGACGACAUUUCGAAGCGGCUCCCGGGCCGGAGCUCUAUCAGCUGUCGCCUUCAUUACCAGAACUACCUGGAACGGCGCAGUGAAUGGGACGAGGAGCGCAAAAACAAACUCGCUAGGCUUUACGAAAGGUUCAAACCUGAAAUAUGGGCCAAGGUAGCCGAAGAGAUGCAAGUCCCCUGGCGAGCCGCUGAGGCAAUGCACUGGCAGCUAGGCGAGGCCGAGAUGGCUCGGCGGGCUGGAGUCGUUCCAUUUUCGCUGAACGUAGCGUCAAACGAGCCACAAGGCUCGAUGACGCAGCGAAUCUCCCCGACCCGUGGUGGCCACGCUCACUCGCAGUCCCAAGGCAGCAUGCCACGCGACUUCUCCGGCCUACCAUCACCACGCUACACCCGGGGACCCCCAGGUCCCGGCCCCGGCCCCGGCCCGCCCUCCCACCAAAUCCCACCCUUAAUCCCCCCGCCGACCCCGACCUCCAUCGGAAGCCGUCCCCUUUCCUCCCGGCGCGAGAGCCUCCCGCGCGGGCCCUUCGGCCCCCCCCUCUCAGACACAGGCGACUACGGCUACGGCCUAGCGCCCAUCCAAACCAGCGGCUCCUCCUUCGGCCACAGCCGCGGCUCCAUCGGCAGCGGCGGCGGCGGGCUCCCCGGCGUCGCGGAGCUGACUACGGGCAUCAGCCCCUACAGCACGCCGGCCUACGCCCAGGGGGGCGGCAGCGGCGGCGGCGGCAGCGGCAUCCCACCCCCGCCCCCGACCCCGUCCCACCCCUACCACCACCACCACUCCUCCCAGCAGCAGCAGCAACCGCACCAACACCACCACCAACACCACCAGUACCAACCCAGCACCGCGACCAGCCCGAUCCAUAGCAGCGCGACGGCCAGUCCGGGCCCGGGGGUACCAGGCGGCGGCGGCGGCGGCGGCGGCCUGCUGCCCGCGCUGUCUCCAUACCCACAGCACGAGCCGGCGCCCCCGGGGCCAGGGCCAGGGCCAGGGCAUGGGAAGCGGCGGGCAAGUCCGCCUGACCACAGGUUUGGCAGCCGCGAGACCAGCCGCCGGAGACAGCACCUGUACUCUUCGUCAUCGGCGGCGGCUAGGGAUGGGGCGAGGGACGAAUACCCCCCGCCGCCACCCCCACCGCCGCCGCAGCAGCAGCCGUCGUCGGUUUUUGAGAUGGGGGCGGGGAUGGUGCCGGCGAGGAGGGUGGCUAGGCAUGGGAUUUGA
This is a messenger RNA of Chaetomium fimeti, 1323 nucleotides long. RefSeq lists its product as uncharacterized. Gene Ontology annotation, cellular component: nucleus. The record is from RefSeq and is a predicted model, not a curated record. Lineage: Eukaryota; Fungi; Ascomycota; Sordariomycetes; Sordariales; Chaetomiaceae. Bases 1 to 1323 code for a protein of 440 amino acids. Gene Ontology annotation, biological process: regulation of DNA-templated transcription. The transcript has 2 exons. Gene Ontology annotation, molecular function: DNA-binding transcription factor activity, RNA polymerase II-specific; RNA polymerase II cis-regulatory region sequence-specific DNA binding.